CCUGCCAAUAAUUGAAAGGGCGUAAAGACAACUAAGCGGGCGUAUUUAGGAACUGAGUGGGUGAACAUUAAAACUGUGCUGUCAUUUAAAAGUUUAGGAAUAACUGAACGUUUAGGGGACAGAGGCAGAGGAGUGCAGACGUGAACUUUUUUCUUUUAGCAAAUGAAAGCGAGCUUUUAUAUCUUUAUGUUUCUUGCUUUUGGGAGAUUCUGACCAAACAGCCCGGCGUGUAUCGCUGACUCAGCUGGAACUGGACCAAUCAGAGCAGAUCCUGAGGGAUGUGAUGAAAUCAGACAUUGCUGGUGGGCAUUGAUCUCCCAUGAUGCUUCACCUUUGAACAGCGUUUGUGGUCAAUAGACCAUUUGAGGUGAUGGAAUGAGGAGGAGUCAUCUGCUCACAUGCUUUACUGUUACACACUUGUGUGUUAACAAGUUGACAAUCAGCACGAAAAGCCGUUGAAUCCCACGGGGGGGGGUAAUCAGGACAGGCAGCCUUUCAGAUCCCCUCUCAUUAACUAAGCGCAUCCGAGCUCGCGGUCUCGGAGUGGGAAUUUUCGCCGGGGUGGCAGAAACUGAAUAAAUGAGCUAAUUAUAACUCUGCACAUUCAGUCCUUUGAGGACUUGAGCAGUUAGUGGAAUGGCAGAGCGCUGCUGAAGAAGGUUAGAGAUGCUUGCGGGGAUGGAGGCUCCAGAUUAUGGGGUUCAGAUUUCUGGAUCCAAUCUCCUGGUUGGACGACAGAAGCCUGUUUGCCGUCAGAGAAAACAAGAACCAAAACAGUUCAGUGAGUUUUGUGUGAAGCUUCAGGUCCAGCCGGGGUCGCUGGCUGCUUCCUCUGGAGAAGAAACGUGGAGCGCAGCUUUCUUCGGCCCCCCGUGAAGAUCCUGGCAGCUUGAGCCAGAACGGAAACAGCCGAUCCGUCCAGUCAUCCAUCAGAAAAGCCGGAACCGUCGGGGUCUGAGAGGAGAUGCAGGGUCAGCCCACUCCUCACAGCGUCCAGGAGAAGGUUCCCGUCAGACCGUUCAGGUUCCCGUGAACUGGGCGUUCUCCAUUGUCUCGUGGAUGAAGCCCUGCAAUAACAGAAAAAUGAAAGAAUGGGAUUAAAGAUGGAUUAUCCCUAAAACCAGCAAAGCAGCUGCCUUUGCAUAAACCGAUUGCACGCCCUUCAGACCACCGAUUUGACGAUUACACCUGCCCGUUGAUGUGGUGGAGUCCCGUGCGGUUGCUCUUCAGAGAAGGACAUGGAUGGUGUGGAUGAGCUGGAGCACCCUCUUCUGGGAGAAACACCUGACAACAGCUGGGCCUCUGUGCCCGGGUCGGGGACCGGACCGGGACAGGACCCAGGGGGCCGGAUCAAGAGCCUCCUGGUGAAGUGUGAGGAGGACAAGGCCUACCCUCCUUUAGCGUGGAAGAGCUUCUGUGGGCAUCCUCUGGAUCUUCAGGAGCAGCAGCUGUUGGACCCCUGCUCCUUACCCCGCACCCUGGAGUCCUUUUACCCCGCAGCCUCCAUCUGGGGCAGUGCCAACCCCGUGCUCAGCAAAGACUACCUGGAGACCACCUUCGUUGACAUCCGGCCCGACCCCGCCCUGGAGAGGAAGCUUUUGGCCGAGGCGCAGGACUUCCGCAGCGUGUCCUACAGCAUGGACGACGAGGACGACCUGCUUCCUGACUCUGACGACUCCUCCUUUGAUGACUUCAGUGACACAGACAGCGAGAGCAACUUCCCUCUGAUGAUCCCUCAGGACUACCUGGGUCUGGCCUUCUUCUCCAUGCUCUGCUGCUUCUGGCCUCUGGGCAUCGCUGCCUUCUACCUUUCACAGAAGACCAACAAGGCAUCCGCUCAGGGGGAUUUUCAGGGCGCCAACGCUGCCUCCCGCCAGGCUCUGUGGCUCUCCGUGCUCUCCAUCGUGUUUGGAGUCAUCACCUACAUCUGUGCCAUCGCCGCGUUGAUUUCCUACCUGUCUGGAAAGCCGCCGUAAGAGGCCGCUUGGCCCCCAAAGACAGCCCCGAUGAGCACCUGCGAGCACGCCACGCGGAUGGCCGGUCUUUGGUUUCGGCGUGACUUUGUGGGCAGCUCCUUCCCCAUCACUUCAUGUAGAAGCUUCUGUCCGUGGACCCGUGCAUCACAUUUUAGCCAAAACUGAAGUUCAAGAACCAAAAAAAAAGAAAAAAAGCUUCCUGAGAAGGAAGGAUGACGGAGAGGCGAAGGGACAGCGCGCGGGGGGGGGGGGGGGGGGGUGUCUACCUGGGAGAUGGAGUCUGCACAUUUUCAUGAGGGUCAGAACAAGGACGACGAUCCCGCUGGACCUGGCUGGCACUGUCACUUUCCAGGAGGAAGAUGAAGAUGAUGAACUUCUCCUCCGGUCAAGCUGAACCUCCUGAAGGCUCAUCCCAGUUUAAAGUCACAGCCCCACUUACUGUUUACCUGCAGGAAGAAAAAAACGCCACCACCGUUUAUGCCAAGUUACAUCCUUAAGAAAAAAAAGCGAUUAAAAUUAACGAGAGUGCCAUUUUUGUAUGAAAAAUAUGAAAAAAAUGUAGAAGAAAUUGAAGAAAAGAUUGGACAGGGAGGAGGCAGAUCUCUGAGGAACCGUGCCAAGGCGUAAAGAUGAACAUCUGCCGCUGAGCUGUGAGCUCAGAUUCAUGGGUUUCCUCCUGCAGAACCGUGCAGAACCUGCAGAAGGCCUCUGUGCAGGCCUGCUUCCCGCUUCGCUCUCAUCUGUCAUCUGCCCCCAAAUUCAUGCAGGAGCAGCUCAGAUGACAGCGAAGUCACUUUGAUUCCACCUGAAAUGUGCCAUAAGCUGAAGCACGUAGGACAACUCCAGCAAAUACACAGGACCCGGUAGAGGUGAGAGCCCACCUUUUCUAUUUAGCUGUACAGUUUUUUAGAGUCCACGCUUAGUCGGUUAUUUUCUGUUACCCCACAAAAACUGCUAACUGUCACCGUGCUGUCAUGUGCACCUGUGGUAUCUGUGUGUGGACCCCACCAGAGCGCUGCGCACGGCGGCCGGCUCUCCUGACCACCUCGACUGCAUGGAGGGUGAAAAGUGACAAGAUGGGAUCAAGCCAUGAACUUAAAUGGCUUCAAUUUGGACUAAAAAUCUCAUUUAUUUAUUAAUUGAAUGUUCUGUGGGAAUGUGACGAGACAGAGAAGCUUAAAUGUCAGCAGCACUUGUGACGUUCUAUGAUACGGACACACCGGGCAUGUGAUGCGCGUUCAGGAACGUGCUACGCGGGCAUUCUUGAACGCCCUUACAGCGUUCCCGAUACUAGCGCAGGAGCUCACAGCUGGAAGAGGCUUGGUGUGAAAUGUCAAACCGGUGCACAUCUGGUUCCAAGAUCUUUCACAGCUCUAUUCCCAUAAAUGAAAGUGUCAGAAUUCCAGCCGAGCACAAACCCCAUUUUAAUUUCUGCACGGUGGCAGCCACUAUAGACUAACCCAACCACCAUGGCAACCACUCUCACCAAUCAGGAGUGAGCUUGUUGGAAGGCCACACCCCUACACGAAAUCUGACAAAGGUUUUAAAUGUUGGGGCCAGCAGGCCCCACCUACUUUUAUUGAGGCAUCAGAUCAUGAAAAAUUGAGUAUUCUCAAGCUUGAAAAUGUAGAGUAAGACAAGUUCUUCUGACCAAUAGACGGGGUAACAGCUGCUUUUUUCUCUAUAGAAGUCUGCGGGAGUUUGGCUUCUUGGAACCAGCAGGUACUUCCUUUUUGGAACAUCGGGGGGGAGGAGUCACUCAGUCCAGAUCUCAUAGACAGUAAAAAUAAAAUGGCGAGUGCCUGACAGUGGAGUAAGUAGUGAGUGACUUUACGUGUCUGUUUUUCAUUGGACCUUCUUUUCUAAGAAGCCCCCUAGUGGUCAUCUGGUGAACUGGCCUGCCUAUGAUGUGCCUCAGACAGGAUGAUACUAAUGUGAUUCAGAGGGCCGCAUUCCUGCUCGUUUACCAACGUUAGCUGCUCUGGCACGUCCUUAUUGGCUGGACGCACCUGGACUGGCGGUUAGACUCACGGGCCUGAGGUUAUCGCUCAUGGCGAAAAAGAAUUUUAAAAUAAAAGGCUCAGGAUGAACGUUUUCUCAAAGUUUAAAAUGUGAAACCAAAGCCAUGUCAUCGUAAGCCCCGCCCACUAACUUUCAUAUUUAAAUGACUGCACAAAGCAAAAAAAAUGAAAUCAGCCAAAUAUGUCUAUGUUGUAACUACACUGAUCCCCAAAGCUGAUGACAUAUUUCCUAAAUGGAGUAUUUUUACAUUUUGUCCCUUUUGCCCCUCCGUAGCACUGAGGACACGCCCACACCGCUCUCAGGGCUGCAGCCUUGAAGCGUUCGGAGGAACUUUAUUUUUGGAUCAUCAGAACCUCUAAAAAUACGGUUCACCCGUUUCCAGGGUUCAUUCCUUUAGUUACGUGUGAAUGUUAACGUGAAAAAUCAACAAUAAACCACAAUGAAAACUCC
Oryzias latipes (Japanese medaka) is the source of this 4448-nucleotide messenger RNA. It is a transcript of the gene tmem91, whose product is annotated as transmembrane protein 91. Gene Ontology annotation, cellular component: intracellular membrane-bounded organelle; membrane. The record is from RefSeq and is a predicted model, not a curated record. Lineage: Eukaryota; Metazoa; Chordata; Actinopteri; Beloniformes; Adrianichthyidae.